Marmota monax (woodchuck) is the source of this 2376-nucleotide messenger RNA. Its product is annotated as zinc finger protein 564. Gene Ontology annotation, molecular function: RNA polymerase II cis-regulatory region sequence-specific DNA binding; DNA-binding transcription factor activity. Gene Ontology annotation, biological process: regulation of transcription by RNA polymerase II. The transcript has a single exon. Lineage: Eukaryota; Metazoa; Chordata; Mammalia; Rodentia; Sciuridae. Bases 128 to 961 code for a protein of 277 amino acids. The record is from RefSeq and is a predicted model, not a curated record.
ACUCAGAGAAAGUGAAGAAAAUAGUCAAUGUGGAGAAAUCUUCACCCAGAUUCCAGAUCAUAAUCUGAACAAAAAAAUCCCAACUGGAGUAAAAUCACAUGAAUGUAGUGUGUGUGGGAUAGUCUUUAUGCCUCAUGCAUCCCUUAACAGUCCCAUCGGAUCCCACACUGGACAGGAAUUGUUUGAGUAUCAGGAAUAUGAAGGAAAGCCAUAUAAGUGUAAGCAGUGUGAGAAAGCUUCAAGUUACUACUGCUCUUUGCAAUUUGAUGACAGCAGUCAUGCUGGAGAGAAACCUUAUGAGUGUCAGGAGCAGGAGAAAACCUUCAUUUCCCUCACUAGCCUCGGAGGAUAUGUGAUAACACAUGCCGGAGGUGGACCACAUAAAUGCAGCAUGUGUGGAAAAGGCUUCCAGUAUCCCAGUUCACUUAGAGUACAUGAACGGACUCACACUGGAGAGAAGCCAUAUCAGUGUAAACAGUGUGGGAAAGCCUUCAGCUGCUUGGCUUCAGUUCGAAGACAUCAAAGAACUCACACUGGAGAGAAACCCUAUAAAUGUAAGGAGUGUGGGAAGGCUUUUAGUUCACUCUCAGGCCUUCAAGGACACAUGAUAAGGCACACUGGAGGUGGACCUUAUAAAUGUAAGGAAUGUGGAAAAGCCUUCAACUCUCCCAGUGCACUUAGAAAACAUGAAAGAACUCACACUGGAGAAAAACCUUAUCCAUGUAAACAUUGUGGCAAAGCCUUCAUUUGUUCAACUUCAGUUCGAAAACAUGAAAGGAGUCACACAGGAGAAAAACCCUAUGAAUGUAAGCAGUGUGGGAAAGCCUACAUUUCUCUCUCAGGCCUUCAAGGACACAUGAUAAGACACACUGGAGUUGGACCUUAUAAAUGUAAAUUUUGUGGGAAAGCCUUUGGCUUUCCCAGUGCAGUUCUAAGGCAUGAAAGUGCUCAUGUUGUGUAGAGUUCUGUGACUAAAGAGUGUGGGGAAGCCUUCAUUUCUUCUUCAGACAUUUCAGGACAAGUAAUCACAUACACUGAACUGAUACUAUAAAUUAAAUGUAAGGUAUUCAAGAAAACCUUUUACUGUCCUAGUUCACUUUCCUAGUACAGAAAGGAAUUUGCACUGGAGAGAAACCCUGUGUAUGUAAUGAAUGUGGGAUAGCCUUAGACCUUCAAAAGCUUAUUAGGAAUGCAUGCAAGGGCUCAUGUUGGAGAAGAAUUCUUUGAAUAAAAAGCAAAGUAAAAUCUUCAGUUUUCCCAGUUCCUUUGAAAACAUGGCAAAAAUUUAUGGUGAAGUCUUUAGUUUUACUUUCUGAUAUAUGUAAGAGCUCAUACUGGAGAGCAACCUUAUGAAGGUAAUAAAUGUGGGAAAGUAUAUUUCUAACUGUCACACUUAUGGAAGAGAGAAACCUGUGUGGAAAAACUUUUAUUCGUCGCACAAAAUUCAGCAUAUGAGAGAAUGCAUAAUGGUGAAAUACCUUAUGAAUGCCAGGGUGUUAGAAUCCCUCCAUCCUUCCAGUUCAGUUCAAAGGCAUAUAUAAGUGUUGUAGAAAAGCCUUCAAUUGUCCCACAUUCUGACCAAAAUAUGUAGGAAUACAGAAUGAAUUAAAACUGUUCAAGGUAGUAUUUUCAGUGUGAAUCCAAAGCUUGUCUGGUUCUUUGAAAACAAAUUUUUUCCCCUUUAGGUUCUUUACACUGAGAAUAUUGUAUUUAAAGAUAAUAUUUCAAUGUAAUAUUAAGGAAAUAUUCAAAAAUAUGUACAGUGAAUUGAAAUCCUAAUUAUUUUUUUUAAAUAACAAAAAAAUUCAAUUUAACAAAUAUUUUGAGUCCUGUGAAAAUCCUAUAAAGAUAAUAUGGAAAGCUCAAGUGGAAGUUAAUUUUGUGUGUAAUGCUGAAGAAAAUUCCCAGCAUUGAAGAAAUAUUGUAAAAAUGGUAAAGGUAUUUAUUAUUUUAUCACUUUCUCACAUUUAUCAUUAAAGUGGAUCUGUAGACCAUGGACUUCUACUCCUUUUGCAAAUUAGCACAGGAGUGAGAUCGUUCUGUAAGUACCUGUAAAUAAUGAGUUUAACAGGUAAUGUUUUUAUUUUUAAGUCAGCUAAUAAUUUUUUUUUCACCAUUUGGAACCAUGCUGUUCUGUGUAUGAAUCUUAUGUGUAUUUCUUAUUUGCAGAUUGUUUUCAUUAUUACACAGUUUAAUUGUUCUGAGAUUAAUAGGCCACUGGAAAAUGAGUUUAAUUCUUGAAAUUUUUCUACUGGUUUCUUGUACCUAUUUUAUAUAUUCCAGCUUUCUUAUGGGAAAUGCUAAUUUAAAAAAAUUGGGACAGAAACAGCUUUAUUCAGUUUUCCUUGUUAAUAAAUAGUUGUCUUCAAUCUGUAA